This is a messenger RNA of Aspergillus ochraceoroseus IBT 24754, 375 nucleotides long. RefSeq lists its product as uncharacterized. The transcript is spliced from 4 exons. Bases 1 to 375 code for a protein of 124 amino acids. Lineage: Eukaryota; Fungi; Ascomycota; Eurotiomycetes; Eurotiales; Aspergillaceae. The record is from RefSeq and is a predicted model, not a curated record.
AUGGGUCAUGAUUGGAACCCGGUUUCCGUCGAACCUUCCAAAGGUAAUACACCUCCUGUUUUUGCAGCAGCGUUUGUGAAGUUAAUUGGUAUUUCGGCGAAGGUCCAGCUUUUAGUAGUCUUCGAUUCUGCAAUGUCCGAUAAAGAUGACACUGCUUUCGAAGAUGGCGUUGCAGUGGAGGGGAAUCCUCUGAUGCUUGUGAUGGGACGUACCACACCUGGCGUUGGAGAUAUUGGCCGUGAUACGGCGCAACCUGUGGUAUCGCAAGACGAUACUUGGUAUAAUUUGUCUUUUGCAGAAAUUGGACUCGAGCAGUUCGCCGAUUUUGAGCAUCUAUUAGGACUCUUCCAACAUGGCUGGAAUUCGUUUAGCUGA